UCAAGUUGAAUCCUCGUUAUAAAUUCCCCUCAUCUUCUGGCCAUAAUUCAAUCAGAUUGCGAUCAACACGAGCUGCAAGUUCAAUAUGACUACUACUACUACUACUACUACUACUACUACUACUACUACUACUACUACUACUACUACCGCCCCCUUCUUGUCUGCGUUUCCUGAUGGUCUCAAGACCUCAGGACAGCAUGCACCAGACUACUCUCUUGUCCGUGUCUACAAGGAUUUUCCGAAACAGAUGACCGGCCCUACAGUUUGGGAUGCUGCGGAUUACCGCGACCAUCCUGAACGUUGGACUCACUCGUUUACCUCCGAUGAAGUUGCUGAGAUCGGUGCUUCGGCAGAUCGCUUCAUCGAGGACGGAACGCCCUUGACCGGUAUCACAAAGGAGAAAUUUCCCCUUCCCAAGCUCUCAGAAAGAAUGAACGCUUUACGCAAGGAUUUGCUGGAAGGCAAGGGCUUCUUCCGGUUCAGAAACCUCCCCGUCACGGAAUGGGGUCUGCACAAAUCUGCAGUCGCCUACAUGGGUCUAGGCACAUACCUAGGAUACUUCCUCAGUCAGAACGGAAGGGGACACGUCCUUGGGCACGUCAAAGACCUAGGUGAAGACCCUACCCAAACCCACAGAGUUCGUAUCUACCGAACAAACGCCAGCAGACAAUACUUUCACACAGACGCCGGUGAUAUUGUCGGCCUACUGUGUAUCGCCAAGUCGCUUUCGGGCGGAGAGUCCGACAUCGUCUCAACUCACCAUAUUUACAACAUCCUUCAGAGAGACCACCCUGAUGUGGUAAAAACCUUGGUUGAACCGAACUGGUACUUCGACCGCAAGGGCGAGGUGUCCGCCGGACAAGAGCAGUGGAUCCGAGGCGCCGUGAUGUAUCUUGAAAAUGAAGCAGAGCGUCCACCACGGGUGUCUGCAAAAUUCGACCCCAAUAACGUCACAUCGCUUUCGCGAUUCAACUCCGGUCCAGAUGCACGCAUCCCACCCCUCUCGGAGAAACAGAAAUAUGCCAUGGAGGUAUUAGAGCGUACAUGCAAGGAAAACUCUCUUCACAUGACCCUAGCUCCUGGGGAUAUCCAGUUCCUGAGUAAUCCACAUGUCUUCCACGCGCGAACUGCUUAUACAGAUUACCCCCGCGGGGCGAUGGACGAGAAUGGAAAGCCACGCCCACAGAGGCAUCUCAUGCGAUUAUGGCUUGCUGUUCCUCAGGGUGAAGGUGGCUGGAAGCUUCCAUUUCCUGAUGCCGCUAAUAAGAAGAGAGGUGGUAUCCAAGUAGAUGACCGGCCCCCAACUUGCCCACUCGAUGCAGAGUAA
Messenger RNA from Aspergillus ochraceoroseus IBT 24754, 1327 nucleotides. Its product is annotated as TauD/TfdA family dioxygenase. The record is from RefSeq and is a predicted model, not a curated record. The coding region runs from base 86 to 1327 and encodes 413 amino acids. Gene Ontology annotation, molecular function: oxidoreductase activity. The transcript is spliced from 2 exons. NCBI's taxonomy places the organism in Eukaryota, Fungi, Ascomycota, Eurotiomycetes, Eurotiales, Aspergillaceae.